AACCGAAAUAAUUGAGAUUAAAAAUGAAGAAAAGUUGGCCCAUCAAUGGUCGGACACGUUCUUCGAAUCAUGUCGGCACUGGAAAGCACGCGGGCCUCAUGGAGCGGGGAGUGAGACAAGUUUCUCGUCACAUCACUACAAGCUCAAGUCCAUAAGGGCAAGCGAUCAGACUCCGGCUUCAAGAAGGAAGCAUGGGUGGAGGUGACGAACGCUUUCAACGCUCGAUUCGGCACGACGUAUCACACAUCAAAAAUCAAGUCGCGAAUCGACUGCCUCAAGCGCGACCACAAGGAUGUGAAGUACUUGCGCGACAACUCUGGAUUUGGAUGGAACAGUGACCUUGGAGUACCAACAGCACCGGACGAUGUUUGGGUUCCAGUUGUGAAGGUAUGCGACAUCAAACAACAAAGUCAUGUAACAGAGACGUUCAGGCGAACCCAAACUACAAGAAGUUCCGCACAACCCCUUUUCCACUGUUCGAUUGCCUAGCGAAUCUCUUUGACGGUUCUUAUGCUGACGGUUGUUAUUCGUCGCUUCCACCGGGCGUUUUGUCUGCGACAGAUCAAGCGAGCGUUGAAUCCUUCGAGUUGGAAGUGAUGGACAUGUCACCACUACCGCCCCCUAUUCCUGCUCGACGUCAAGCGCAGGCAGCCAUUCCGGAUGAAUUGGACAGCUCGGAAGAAAGCUCCGAUGCUGCGUCGCCACCGCCGAAGAAGUUGAAGCAGCAGCUCAAGAAACGUGACCGUCGAAGUGCUGGAGCAGUCAUCGGGGAUGCGAUCGCAAAAUUGGUCGACGUCGAAGCGUCCAAGGCGUGUCACAAUAGCGAUCCUCACAAGAGAGUGACGACGGCAAUCGAGUGCGUUUUGGAUAACUACAGCCAUGUUGACGCCGACCACAUCGCCAAGUUGGCCGACAUGAUGGGAACAGGAUAUAGUGCGACGAUCUUUAGUGCUCUUGGAGGGGAAGCGCGAGAUGCAUGGAUUGCGAAAAGUAUUCACUGGUCUUCAUAAUCAAUUAUGCAUUACUUUGCCUUAAAUGUGCAAACUAUAUUGUUGCCACAUCGCGUCAGCAAUACUAUCUCGUUGCGCUCCUGCUUCGUCAGUGUGGUGUUCUACAGGUUCGUUUAGUCUGCGGCGGGGACGGUU
Molecule: messenger RNA, 1145 nt
Organism: Aphanomyces astaci
Lineage: Eukaryota; Oomycota; Saprolegniomycetes; Saprolegniales; Verrucalvaceae
Exons: 2
Coding region: 390-1010 (206 amino acids)
Source: RefSeq, a predicted model, not a curated record